AUGAGAUUCUCGACUCUCGCGGCUGGCCUCCCGCUCGUAGCGGCGGCUCCCCAGGGCCACUCCUUCAAGCAGACCAACACCACCGGCAAGACUCUCAUCCUCGAUCAAGCACCCGAUGUCUCGCAGCCCUACGUCCUUCGUAAGGGUUCUGGCCGUGCUGUCGCCGUCGGGGCGCAGGUCUACCGCUUUUCCGUUACCGGCAACUCCUCGGCCGGCGCCUUUACUCUCAUGCAGACCAACGCCCCGGACUCUUCCGAGCUCGGCGUGCUCCCGCACAUCCACAAGACGCACUACGAGAACUUCUAUUGCACCAAGGGCCAGAUCCAGCUCUGGGCCAAGACCAACGACACCGACGAGCAGGCCCGCGUUCUCACCCCGGGUGACUACGGUGCCGUGCCCCAGGACACAGUCCACACGUUCCAGAUCACCGACCCGGACACCCAGCUCACCGGCGUAAUUCAGCCAGGCGGUUUCGAGCAGCUGUUCAUUGCCAUCGCGAACUCUGAGUUCAAUUCCUCGACGGGCGCCGAGUUCGUCCCCGCCGCCGUCAACGGGUCCUCCGGUUCCAACCCGGAGCUGAUCUCCGCCCUCGAAGCGUUUGACGUCUAUGCGCAGCUUGACUUCAACCCGCGCCGAGACCUUGUCAACGGCAGCGCCGGGGGUGACGAAGACGCCUGGCACACAGCCGCCAAUCCCUUGGCUCCCGACGCCGUGACGCCCAACUUCAUCGCCAAGAACCGCGGGCCAAAGUACCUCAACGCCGACGGAGGCGUCUACCAUCUUGUCGCUCCCUUCGCCACGGCCGACCAAACGGCGAGCAACUUCACAAUGGGGACCGUCACCCUGAGCCCCCUGCUGUCGAACCAGACAGCCAAUGAGGCGAACUUGACACAGCCACUGGCUUUCCAGCUUGAGGAGGGUGCCCUGAACAUCGCCGUUGACGGAUACGACGCCGUGACGCUGAUCCAGGGCGACGUUGUCUUCAUCCCCGCCCACACGCCCUUCACCUACAACGCGUUGGCUGCUUUCACAAAGUUCCUGUACGUGAGCGGUGGGGGUGAUGGCUUCGAUUACCAGCUCCUCCAGAGGGCUGUGCCUUGGGAGUAUGCGACUUACCCCGUCAACGCUGGCUUCACUGUACAGUAA
This is a messenger RNA of Colletotrichum higginsianum IMI 349063, 1146 nucleotides long. Its product is annotated as Quercetin-dioxygenase. The record is from RefSeq and is a predicted model, not a curated record. The transcript has a single exon. Lineage: Eukaryota; Fungi; Ascomycota; Sordariomycetes; Glomerellales; Glomerellaceae. The coding region runs from base 1 to 1146 and encodes 381 amino acids.